Molecule: messenger RNA, 1891 nt
Organism: Cajanus cajan (pigeon pea)
Lineage: Eukaryota; Viridiplantae; Streptophyta; Magnoliopsida; Fabales; Fabaceae
Product: Protein kinase superfamily protein
Biological process (GO): protein phosphorylation
Molecular function (GO): ATP binding; protein kinase activity
Source: RefSeq, a predicted model, not a curated record
AAAAAGAGAAAAAGAAAUUAAGGAGAGUGAGAUGGGAAGUAUUAGGAUUUAGGAGGAGAGAAAAAGAGAGAAAGGGUGGAAGCGAAGAAUGAAAAUCUGGUUCUGCCAGACACCAACGACAACAGCUACAUUCCGACUCCGCAAUCGCCGCCGCGAGAGUUGCUUCCACGACGUCGUUUUCCACUUGAAUGAAUGGGAAACUGCGGAACCAGAGAGGAAUCUGCCGUAGUUUCCAACGCUCAAGUUCAGCAGCUUCACCAUGCGACGUCGUUGGGCGCGAGUGCGAGGAGCCAGAACGCCGGCAGCGAGAAGAGGCACGGUCACGGUCACAGGCACAAUCUGAGCGAGUGCGCUUCGGAUCUGAGCGAGUCGUGUUCGACGCCGCGCGGUAACAGUGGCGGCAACACGCUGCUCUACACGCACGUGAUCGCGUUCACGCUGUACGAGUUGGAGACCAUAACGAAGAGCUUCCGCGGCGACUACAUCCUCGGCGAGGGAGGGUUCGGGACCGUUUACAAAGGCUACAUUGAUGAGAACGUGAGAGUGGGACUCAAAUCGCUGCCUGUAGCGGUCAAAGUGUUGAACAAGGAGGGACUGCAGGGACAUCGCGAGUGGCUCACGGAGGUGAAUUUUCUAGGGCAGCUUAGGCAUCCUAAUCUGGUGAAGUUGAUUGGGUACUGCUGUGAGGAUGACCAUAGGCUGCUUGUGUAUGAGUUCAUGUUUCGAGGGAGUUUGGAGAAUCACCUGUUCCGAAAAGCAACUGUUCCUUUAUCAUGGGCUACAAGAAUGAUGAUUGCUCUUGGAGCUGCCAAAGGACUUGCCUUUCUCCACAAUGCUGAAAGACCUGUAAUCUAUCGUGACUUCAAGACGUCUAAUAUACUAUUGGACUCUGACUAUACAGCCAAGCUUUCUGAUUUUGGACUAGCUAAAGCAGGACCACAAGGUGAUGAAACCCAUGUAUCCACCCGAGUCAUGGGUACAUAUGGAUAUGCUGCCCCUGAAUAUGUAAUGACUGGCCACCUGACAGCUAGGAGCGACAUCUAUAGCUUUGGCGUUGUUCUUUUGGAGCUUUUAACGGGAAGGAAAUCUGUUGACAAGACCAGACCCGGAAAGGAACAGAGCUUAGUAGAUUGGGCAAGGCCAAAGCUCAAUGAUAAGAGAAAGCUCCUACAAAUAAUUGAUCCUAGACUGGAGAAUCAAUACUCAGUGAGGGCAGCACAAAAAGCAUGUAGCCUGGCUUAUUACUGUUUGAGUCAAAAUCCCAAAGCGAGGCCACUAAUGAGUGAUGUAGUUGAGACAUUGGAACCCCUACAAAGUUCAAGUGUUGGUGCAGGUGAAGUCUCAUUAUCUGGAUCAAAUAGUGGAAGUGCUGGUCCUUUUGCGAUGAACAAAAUCUCUGACUACCGAAUGCGUCACAAGUUUUCAAACAAUGUUGGUCCUGGUGCUUCUUGUCGGUCGCCAAACCCAAAUUGCUCACCAGGUGGUCCAGCAGCAUUACGGGUCAGAUGAGAUAAUCUCAUGCUAUGAACCCGUCUGGUGUGCUUGUCGAAUCUCCCCUUAAUCUCGAGAAAUAGUAAUUGUUGUUAAAAUGUGGGUGAAUCCUUGUAUUUGUUGCUUUGUACAUGAUGAUAUGGUGUCAAGAAGCCCCGGUGGAUAAUUUUUGUAUCAAAGUUUGGUCUUCGGUUCAUCUGGGUGGGAAUUAUUGUGUGGAAAUCUGUGUAUUUGUAAUCAUCGUGGCAUCAGAACUAAUAUAACUGGCUCCUCACAACAUCAGUAGGAGUAAGACGACUCCAACACGCAAGUACUUAAUGAUCUUUCUUUGAGAUAAGAUUAUUAGGGGUAAGAUAAGACAGUCUUAGUUAAUAUUUCUAUGUCAUGCCCGGUUUCUUGU